AACAACCCCGGUCCUGCCACCACAAAUAGCUUGACAUCUAAUUGGCUGGCCACCAAUUAUUUGUUGCCUUGUACCUGGUAUAUUUAUGUAUUUCAUAGGCAGGUCCCGGCGAUGGGACGUAAUUGUACAUACCCGUACCCGUUCCUGCCCGUCCAUACUUGUACGCAAACAAAUUUAGUGAAAAUACAAACUUGCAAGAAUGAGAAUAAGAUUCCAACCACCUUAUUAACUAUUUUCGAGGUUAUUAUUUUCUAUUCGUGAUAAACUUCAAGAGCUCAGUUUCACCUUUAUUAGCCAUUUAAUCAAAACUACCGAAAUUCCAACUAGGCGAAAUCCAUUCAUUACAUCUGGCCGCAAUUCGGAGCAAACACACAGUUUUUCGCCGACCAGCAAUCAAAGCCAGCUGUCCGUCACACCCGGCUAAAAUACCUACCUGGUGCCUUAGGUAUAUACGCACCACGCACAAGCAAAAACCAUGUCGGCAACGAUGACCAUGACCUUUCCACCCAUAACAUCCACACAAUUAUCCACGAUGGCCACGACGACAACCACAACCACAACCUCCUGCUGCCCGAACUGCGGGCUCUCGCUCCCAUCCCCGACCAACACCGACGCGCAGACCGCACUCCUCGAAGCGCAGAAACAGAUCGAAGACCUGCAGGCGCAGGUCCGACUUUUGAACCAGAAAGCCACCGCGGCAGUCGACCGCUGGGCCGACUACGAAGACGAGCUGUCGCGGCUGCGAGCCGCGUCCAUGACCUCCGCCGCAACAACACAAGCCUCGCCCCCGCCCUCCAGCGUCGCGACCUCGUCCCCGCGCUCCUCCUUCCUGCCCACCGGCGCCGCGGCGCGCAUAUCCCAGCUCCUAACACCGCGCAAGUCCGCGCCGAACCUAGCCGCUCGCGCGGCGAACGGGCGGGGUUCGCUCUCGUCGCCGCACUUACCACCGCUCCCGACGAACGGCCACCACGCGAGCGUGAGUGUGGGUACGAGUGUUAGUGUCGAUAGGGAUUUAUUGGAGGAGCUGUCGCGCGAGAAGGAGUUGCGGGCGAGGGCGGAGGGACGGCUGAAUGAUACGAGUAAGGAGGUGGAGGAGCUGAGCGCGACGCUGUUCGAGCAGGCUAAUGAGAUGGUGGCGACGGAACGGAGGGCUAGGGCGAAGCUUGAGGAGAGGGUUAGUGUGUUGGAGAGGAGGGAUGUGGAGAAGAGGGAUCGGUUGGAGAGGUUGGAGGGUGCGAUGGGGAGGUUGGAUCGCGUGAAGGCGUUGUUGGGGGAGAGUUGAGGUAGGAAGUUUGGGUUGGAUAAAGAUGAGAUGAAGAUAGGAUGAAAGUUUAAGUUGGCGUGACGGAGGUUCCUGGACUAAUUAUGGUCCGCGGAGUUAACGCGGACGGGUGGAGUGCCGGGUGAGGUAUCCGCUACCGCUGCCGCUCCGGAGUUUGUUCGAGUCAUGACAUGCAUGUCGAGGGGACCGCAAGACGAAUGGCGUUGGUCGGUUACGAGUUACAGGCUGUUACGAGAUUUUCUAGGCAUAUACGAGGACAUACGGAUAUGCGAUACACGGGUAAUCAGGUCACGGGAUUUUUGCAAGCUGGGAGUUUUGUUGUUUUUCAGCGGCCGUCGAUUGCAUUUAUACAUCAAUGCUUGUUAUACCAUAUCGAUGUUAAUAGAUUCGCAUGGGGAUCGUGUAUAAAAGGACGGAAAUAUCGCAUUCGGGGCUUAGGUGGGUAAAAGGGGAAAUGCAUGAGCAAAAGAUUGAGUUAUACGAAAGACGAAAGACAUUCGGCUUAUACUGUACCUAUACUUUUAUAAUGAGGUGGGAAUCUACUUGGGGUCGAUUACUUCUUCUAUGAACAACUACUCAUUUCUCAAGAGAGGGGUAGAUUUUACGAUAAAUAUGAGAAAACGCCUUUCUAAAAAGCAA
Molecule: messenger RNA, 1921 nt
Organism: Annulohypoxylon maeteangense
Lineage: Eukaryota; Fungi; Ascomycota; Sordariomycetes; Xylariales; Hypoxylaceae
Exons: 1
Coding region: 476-1282 (268 amino acids)
Biological process (GO): exocytosis
Cellular component (GO): Golgi to plasma membrane transport vesicle; cell tip
Molecular function (GO): guanyl-nucleotide exchange factor activity
Source: RefSeq, a predicted model, not a curated record